AUGCUGGUGCAAAAGCUAAGCUGGAUCAUUUUGCUGCUGUUUCUUUGUCAACAUGGAAUAGAAGCAAAAAGAACAAUUAUCUGUGAAGGAGGAUCUGCUUUCCUCAGCUGUGAUUUUGGAUUAAUAAAGGUCCUUGAAGCCAACUACGGGAGGACUGAUCACACAACAUGCGCUAGUGGGAGACCAUCUAAUGAGAUCUCAAAUACGCACUGCUUUCAAGAAAAAUCCCUCCAUACAAUGUCUGCUCGGUGUAAUGGAAGAAAGAGCUGUUCUGUUCCUGCAGUGAACUCAGUUUUCUCUGAUCCUUGUCGUGGGACUUUUAAAUACCUGGAUGUAUCUUAUGACUGUAUUACAGCAAAAAGAAGUACAACCUGUGAAUAUACCCAAAGCGUCAUUAUCUGUGAUACUGGUGUUAUUUCUAUUUAUCAUGCCAAUUACGGACGGCGGGAUCUUGUAACCUGCCCUCAUAAAUUAGCAACAUCACCAGACUGUUACUCUCCUCAGACCCUCAGCCUGCGUUCCAGGUGCGAAGGAAAGAAGUCUUGUCAACUAAAUGCUUCAAAUUCUGUCUACACCGAUCCAUGCUAUGGUGUCUUCAAAUAUCUAGAAGUGAUGUACAGCUGUAUAUAAUCCUGCCACAUAAAUGUAUUUCAUGUUUUGUGUGUGUGUUUUAAAUGAAAAUUGUCUCUAUUAUAGAUUUUAGAUGCUGCUAGCUUUAAUGGUAUGUGUCAGAUGCUUUACAUGUGCUUUUCACACUUUUUUCUUUUGAUUUUAAGGUGAUUUUGUGAGUUUAGGAACAAUUUCUCAAAAAUUGAUUGCUAACCUCAUUAAUGGAAAGCAAUCAAGAUUUAGUGAGAAAACUCAAAUUCUUGUAGAAUAAUCUACAGCACAAUUUUUCUUUAUUUAUAUGUCCUGUAAAACAAUUUUAUUACAUUUGUAUUGUAAAAGCAAUGUACAAAUACAUUUUGUGUAAAGCAUGUCGUAACUUCCUAAUAUACUCUGCAUACUGUCUUAUGUUCUCAGUUAUGUGUUGGACUUCUAUGUUGUAGUUCUUAUUGAGUUUCCUGUGCCAGUUUGUAGGCUUUUUGUAGUUUCUUUUCUGAUUGUUCCCAUUGAUUGUCUCCCAAUGUGUGCCCUGUUAUGUUGUUAGUCUGUAUAAACAGCCCCUGUGUUUCCCAUGUUUCUUUGUCAGCUGUUACAUAUACCUGUUCCUUG
This is a messenger RNA of Onychostoma macrolepis, 1215 nucleotides long. Its product is annotated as L-rhamnose-binding lectin CSL3-like. Gene Ontology annotation, molecular function: carbohydrate binding. Lineage: Eukaryota; Metazoa; Chordata; Actinopteri; Cypriniformes; Cyprinidae. Bases 1 to 630 code for a protein of 209 amino acids. The record is from RefSeq and is a predicted model, not a curated record. The transcript has 8 exons.